Molecule: messenger RNA, 2507 nt
Organism: Wyeomyia smithii (pitcher-plant mosquito)
Lineage: Eukaryota; Metazoa; Arthropoda; Insecta; Diptera; Culicidae
Product: gastrula zinc finger protein XlCGF57.1-like
Exons: 6
Coding region: 127-2058 (643 amino acids)
Source: RefSeq, a predicted model, not a curated record
AGAAGUAGUGUUCAAGCUCGUAAAAAAAAAAACACCGGCUCAUUUUACCUUCUGCUUGUAAAAAUAUAUAGUCAUUGAGAAACCAUAAAGUUAUUUUGCUUCCAGUACGUGAGUUGUGUGAGCGAAAUGGGGGAAUUCACUCAAAUAAAGGUAGAAGAGCUUAUAAUAUUCGACACUUCGCCGACGGAACAGGAAACUCCACUCGCUAACAACGAUCGGUGCACCGGUGAAACGACUGGAACUUGUACCCAUAGGGAUGGUUUAGUUGAUGUGGUACAAGAACAUCCGAAAGUUAUCACAGCAGCUGGGGAGAACAUUACAACUUUUCGCUCCAGUAACUCGGACGGUUCGAAAAUAGCCAACUAUCACCAUCUACGAAAAAAGUACGGGGAAUGUGAUGGAAAACAGAACCUCGAGAACCAUAGAAAACCUCACAUCGGGAAACGCCGUUUCGCUUGUGAUAUGCAGCACCAUAAAAGCACUUCACACGCAGGAGACCGCUCCUUCCAGUGUGACAUAUGCAACCGACAUUUUACCCAGAAAUCAGCUCUAUCUUGUCACAUGAACAUACACCGUACAGAUUGCUUGCAUAAGUGCCUGCUUUGCGGUAAGAAAUUCACAAGUAAUCUUCGCCUCGAUGACCAUAUGCUCAGUCACAGCAAUAAACGACUCUUCAAAUGCGACAUCUGUGAAGCGACAUUCAACGUAUCUAGAUCAUUAAAGUUUCAUAGGCACGCGGUCCACAACGUUAGUCCAUCCCCAAGCAACUCGGACGGUAAUAAGCCACGAAAAAAGUUCGUUUGUGAGUACUGUGACAAGGAAUUGAGCUCAAACCAAAGCUUGAUGGAUCAUAGAAGGAUUCACACCGGGGAACGGCCGUUUGCGUGUGAUAUCUGCAGCAAAACAUUCCGCACAGCUGUGAUUUUGCAAAGCCAUAAGAAUAUUCAUACAGGAGACCGCUAUUUUGAGUGUGACAUAUGCAAGCGACGUUUCACCCAAAAAGGAAAUUUAAAGGCUCACAUGAAUAUCCAUCGCACAAAUAGCGCUCAUAAAUGUCUGAUUUGCCAUAAACCAUUCGCAACUAGUUGGCAUCUCAGAACACAUAUGCGCAGCCACAGCAAUGAGCGAUCCUUCAAAUGCGACAUCUGUGACGCGUCAUACAAGACAUCUUAUGGUGUUGAAUAUCAUAUGAAGAACCACAACGUUUAUCCCUUCCCAGACAACCAUGAAAGUACAACAAGGAACAACAAGUUUAAGUGUGACACAUGUGAGCAACGGUUUUCGAUGAAAUCACAUCUUUUGUCACACAUAAAAACACAUCGCUCAGAUUGCCCCCAUAAGUGCCUAAUUUGCGAUGAAAGAUUCGCAGAUGCCCUUUAUCUCACAAACCAUAUGGUUUGUCACAGCAAUGAGCGACCCUUCAAAUGCGAAAUUUGUGGUAGAUCAUACAAACGAAAUAAAGCUUUACAGCGUCACACACAUAAAUGGCAUCCCUCCUCAAGUAUUGUAGACAAACAGAAGGACCACACUGGAAGACAACGGUUGGAGUGUGAUAUCUGCAGCGAAAUAUUCCACUCAAGUACACGUUUGCAUUACCAUAUGAGGGCUCAUACAGGAGUCCCGGAUUUCGAGUGUGACAUAUGCGAACGGAAAUUCGUAUUGAAAUCCCAUCUACGGUUCCACAUGAAAAUACACCUCUCCGAUUGCCCACACACGUGCCAGAUUUGCGAUAAAAAAUUCACAACUAAUCUUCGUCUCGAAGGUCAUAUGUUUAGUCACACCGAUGAGCGACCGUUCAAAUGCGAUAUCUGUGAUAAAUCAUUGAAGGGGUCUAACCAUUUAAUGCUUCAUAUGAAGAAGGUCCACAAGGUCGAUCUCUCCCCAAGUAACGCUGAAAGUCGGACUUAUAACAGCCUAAGCGAUGUAUACAGCUGCAACAUAUGUGGUAAACAGUACAAACAAAAAACUUCACUGCGUAUCCAUCAGGAUCUCCAUAAGAUUGCUACAACUGUGACAGCUUCCCCACGCAUGCUUAUACAUUUCGGAAAGGUUUCAUAGAAUAUCGAAAACUUUUUGACUUAUCUGCAAUUAUUUAUUUAAAUUAAAUUUGGAAUUUCCGCAAAGCCCUCAGAACUCCACCAAAUUGCAAGUAUUUUUACUGAUUACUAAUUACAAUUUUGCAUAAUUUUCAUGAACACCGGUAUUUAGGAGUCAUUCAACCACUCAAAUUCUAUAUACUCUUUUUCUACACUAAUUAAUAUUGCCAUGAUUAUUGAUUAUGCGGGAUGGAAUGUCCAAAAAGAUCAUGAUUACGUGGUCCACUUGGUCACAGUUGAAUUUAUCAUCUGAUUUGUUUUUACACCUAGUUAAGCCGUAAACUUUUAGCGUGUACGCCAUGACAUGUUUUUGUUUACCUAUAUGUAGUUCAAGUUGGAAAAGUACUGUUGCAUUCUACCUUCGCAUGUAAAAAUAUCGAAAAUAUAUAACCAUUCGAAAAAAACACAAAA